CUCAAAUCUUUCAAAGUCAAAGAUGAAGGCUGCAGCAAGGAUUAUAAAAAGAAAAAAUAUAGUUUGGCAAAAUCCUUUCCUUGGUAAUAUCAAUUCAAAGCUCACAAGUCAAUGUCGCUUGUCCCACCAUUGGCCGCACUGUUUCUCAUUUGUAAGCCCAGAACAAGAAAAAUAAACGAUCUGCACAGGUUUUUUUUUUUUGCGUCGCAAUUUGAUAGAAAAAAUGAAACUAAUGAGCUUGUUGGAUGAGGAGAAAGAAGAAGAAAACCUAAGAGAGAUAGCAAGACAGAAAAGGCUCAACGAAGCAGCCAUGAAAGGAUCAGUUACCUCACUCCUUGAGCUGCUCCAAGAAGACCCUGAUAUCCUCAAAAAAGCCACCUCAUCUCUUUCGGACACACCUUUACACAUAGCAGUUCUUCUUGGUCACUCCGCUUUUGCCAAACAACUAUUGACUCAAAAGCCAGAGCUUGCAACAGAAUUAAACAUCCAUGGUUAUUCACCUCUUCACGUGGCAGCAACAAAAGGGUGCGUGGAAAUAGUGAAAGAAUUGUUGUUGGUGAACCCUGACAUGUGUUUGGCCAAGGAUCGUGAUGGUAAGACUCCCCUGCAUCUUGGUGCGAUCAAGGGUCGAGUUGAGGUAUUAAACGAGUUGAUCCAAGUCAGACCGGAGGCGACUCGGGCGUUGACCGGUGGAGGAGAGAGUGGACUCCACUUAGCUGUGAAGAACAAUCGUUUAGGAGCAUUGAAGGUUUUGGUAGAAUCUGUGAGAAAAGAUGACCAGUUUGUGAAUUGGAGAGAUUCUGAAGGGAACUCUGUCCUGCAUAUAGCUGUGGCCAGGAAACAGUUAGAGAUGAUAAAAUAUUUACUCACUGAUACCAAGAUAGAAGUAAAUGCUCGAAAUGCAAAUGGCUUCACCGCCCUGGAUCUUUUAUUACAUAGUCAAAGGGAUUUAAGAGAUAUGGAAAUUAAAGAUUGCCUACAGAAAGCUGGAGCUUCAAGAAUGAUAAGUAAGGCUCAGUCCAUUGCCAAUAAUCAGGAUAUUGUCGAAGUUGUGCCCCCAAUACAGGUACAGCCACUAAUUCUUAAGGAAACUGAUUCCAAGCCGGUGGUUGAGAAACGUAAGCAUACUGAUUGGUUGGGAAGAAAACGAAGUGCAUUAAUGGUUGUAGCAUCGUUGCUUGCAACUGUGGCCUUUCAAGCUUCAUUAUCGCCACCUGGUGGUGUAUGGCAAGAUGAUUACUCGGUUGAUUCUGAUGGCAACCCUGCAGAGAAUCCACACAAAGCAGGCUUGUCUGUAAUGGCCUAUACUGAUCCAAGACAAUAUGAGGCGUUCAUGAUAAUGAACACAAUCGCUUUCCUUGCAUCAUUGAGCGUAAUUUUGUUACUCAUCAGUGGACUACCUAUGAAACGACGCAGGUUCAUGUGGAUUCAGAUGGUGAUUAUGUGGCUAGCAAUCGCAGCGUUUACUUCUACCUAUUUUGUUGCAUUGAUAGAAAUAACACCAAGACAAGUGAGAACUAUGCUGUUUCAUGUGACCAGAAUUUCACUAAUAAUAUGGCUGGGGAUGAUGGGACUCGUUUUUGUAGGUAAUGUCAUUCGGAUGAUCUUAUGGUUGCUUAGAAAGUACGGUUACAUCAAGCAAAAGGAGGAAGAGUAUUCACUUUAUGUAGAGGAUGAAGAGAAUGAUGAGUGAUGACCAGUGAGAAAAAAAUGAAAGUAAUUUGGGAGGUUUGCUUAAAUUAAACACCAUCAAAUCUUCAUUUGCAAUUGAAAAUCCAAGUGGAAAGAUGAUUCAAUCAGCAUUUAAGAUUAUCUCUGAUGUAAUAAUAGAAUUUCACUGGUGUAAUUUUUGCUGUCAUGUUUUGUCAACAUUAUUAUUAUCAGGGGCCUUUUUUUUUUUUGGUAUCAUAAAUGUGUAAUUCAAAAGAUCAAAGCCUAAACCAUCUAGCUUUUGCUUGUUCAUUCUCAAAAGUACGGUGGAAAAGAUUUUUGUUUUCACAGAUAUUGAGCCAUAGAUUCUGCGGGUCAGACUCAGAACUCUGAAUAGA
Messenger RNA from Durio zibethinus, 2048 nucleotides. Its product is annotated as ankyrin repeat-containing protein BDA1-like. NCBI's taxonomy places the organism in Eukaryota, Viridiplantae, Streptophyta, Magnoliopsida, Malvales, Malvaceae. The record is from RefSeq and is a predicted model, not a curated record. Gene Ontology annotation, cellular component: plasma membrane. Gene Ontology annotation, molecular function: protein binding.